Molecule: messenger RNA, 7328 nt
Organism: Folsomia candida
Lineage: Eukaryota; Metazoa; Arthropoda; Collembola; Entomobryomorpha; Isotomidae
Exons: 30
Coding region: 3453-6404 (983 amino acids)
Molecular function (GO): protein binding
Source: RefSeq, a predicted model, not a curated record
UCUCCAGUUCAACACCGCUUUUCGUGGAGUGAACAUCGUCCACUCCUUCCGCUCUCUCACUCGCAGAAGAGUUUCAUCGCACUUUCAACCAAGUGCUUUCACUCGGAUUAUUGCCUAACACAACCAUUGCUCCUACCUUCGUCUGAUCUGAUUUCACCUAGUUUCAUAACCAUUGAGAAGGACGGCAAAGUGUGAAAAAGUGUAAAGUUUGAAAGCUAGUAGAGAAAGCGAUUGUAAUUCAGCAACAGUAUAAUUUUAUUAAAGUUUUCGUGUUUUGUAAAUUGUGAGUAAAUCGGAAUUCACUUGGUAGGACCGAAGGACCAGUAGUGGGCACCCGACAAGAAAAUUGUCCAAAAAACAAGAUUGGAAAAACGUCUCCCAGGGAAGUAAAAUAGACAGAAACAGUGAAAAAGUGGUUGGACAUUGGAGCCCUCGAGUGAGAGUCCUCCUCCCUCCCAACCAAGCCGAGUGGUGAAGAUCAGUAUCCUCAAAAGAAGCGUUGGGAUCCGUAUCAGCAGACUGAUUGAUCGAUUGGGAUCGAGGGAAUCAGCAGUAAUGGGACUGACAGGGACCUUUCUUAAGUGAAGGAAGAGACUGCCGAGAACGAAGAAAUCGUGUUACCCCACCCGAACAAACGAAUGCGAAUACAAGUUCGCGAUAGAAAACUAAGCCAGACGGACACAACUACUGUACUCGUCGCGUAUGUGGAGUGACUUUCUCUCCUGAGUGAUCCGCGUCGUCCAAGUCUCAUACAAGAUUUAAUAGCCUUCUCUCCUUUCCAACCAACAACAUCCCUUCACGUUUGCCCAAGCCACGCCGAACCAACAUACUGACUGAGGCGAAAGACACUUUAGUGCGUCUCUUUCCACAUUUGGCCCACCGACGGAAAAGACGGAUAUUUAAAUCAUUGGAUAUACACAAAAUCUUGAAACGUCGUCCUCCACUUACUGACAAACCCUUCAGGAUUUGAACUGAGGAGAUCAUUGUGCUUCAAGUUUGUGGUCGUUAUGUCAUUGCACAGAAACUAGAUUCGCAUAUAAUUCAAGUUGGAACCCUCUGCUCGCACAAAUCCCCUCCUCUGUCGAAUGCUUGGCAUGUUCAUCUAGACUAAAGACUAGAAAAAGACACGGAACCUAAUUCCAUAUUGCCGAAUUAAACUCACAAAAGUAUGCAUGUGAAGAUUGAGAUUUGUUGUUGAGAGAAGGCAAAUUAGUAAGUGAAAGCUACGUGGGAGGAGCAGCAGAACUGUAAACGAAAACACAUUUAUGUCAAUUUUGUGCCAUCCCAAUCUGUCAUCGUUCGUUGUUGCGAGGACGAACCGAAAAAGAAGGAAGGAAGAUGCUGCUGUUGAUAAUUUAAUGAGAACCAUAUUUCAUGACAAUCAGAAUAUUCUGAGCUACUCACCGUUAAAUAACCAGUUUGAAAAAAUAACCAAUUUAUCUCCUCCUCUAUCCAUACAAUAUAAUCUAGUAAUGCGCGAAUAGUACUCGAAUCGAAAAGCGACGUGUCCAACAACUUGAGUUUUCCAGAGUAUUCGCGUAUACAUAGCUGGAAAAUCUGGUAAAUCCAUUUAAAAAUCAGUUUUAUGCCGAGAUAAACACACUUCUGUCAAUCUGCUGAAUCCUCCAGUGAAGCAUCCUCUGAAAGGGAAAUAAAUUGCAUUCGACUCAAGUGGGAAAUUGAAAACCUUUCUCGAGGCAAUAGUUAUUAAAAUAUAAUAACUGCGUUGCUUAAAAGGAAAAUAAUUUCAGUCCUUUCUUAUUUUGGAAGUGAUGAAGUUUUAAGGAGCAAGACAAACCGUCGUCCUCGCGUCUUAAAAAUUUUACAACGUGUUAGUUCACCGAGUUAGAUCGUGUCUACUUCAACAGGCAGAAAACUGGCAAGCACACACUACGCACAUAAUACAAACGCAUAAGAGGGCUAAACAAAUUGAUUUAUUUCUUGAAUAUUACUUGGGCAAGAUCCGAGGACUUUGUGUAACGCUGCAUCAAAUAAUUUAUACCCAAAUUGCACGCACUUAAUAAUCCCCAGAAGAGGUGAAUUUCACCAAAAUGUACAUCUUUCCUGGUUAUAUCGUCUCUUAAUUAUAUGAAAACUUGCUCCGGUCGUCCCGAACUGUGUAACACUAUGCUAUGGAUUGUGCUCGUGUAAGUAAGUAGAGCUAAUUAUGUCGUGGUGGUGAUAUUGGUGUCUGUCUCAAGUGCGAUGAUUAAUGGGAACAAAUUUCUUGUUCAUAAUCCAGACUUUCACUCUUUGGAACAAUAAUAAUCCCGAUACGCACAGCUCACUUCACUAGAAAUUUGCAGGGGAGCAGAAGGAAUAAGCAGCAGCAAGUUAUCGCCAAGCAGGCCAAGCUUGUGAAUACACAAUCUUGGGAGGAAGCACGUUUCCUGCAGUGAACCAAUCUCUUUUAUAAUAAACGUUAAGAUUAUUAUAAUUCUGUGCUGUGGUUCGAAAAGUAGUAAGAAGAAGACGGAUUAAAGGAGGAGACUCAAUAUGAAUACCGUCUGGUUCCAUUCAAAGAUUUCAGAGUUUGAGUAGAAGAGUCGGACUUUUGCUUGAUUCUGAACCACGCACUGUUCAUCUCUUUAGAUAUAUUUCACCUCCAUCAAGUUGUCUACAAGUUCAGUUAUUAACCUAACUCAACUAAAUAACUGGCAGUUCAGUCCGUCUCAGCCUGGAGGUAAAACCAUCGGACUUGCUUGCUAACCAACUUUUGAUACUUUCAACAUCCUUUUAUCAUCCUCAUUCAUAAUUAGUUUCUCGUAACUCACCUCCACCAACCCCAGUUUAAUCCAAAGCGCACUUCUGAGAGGACUACUUAAUCCAGCGUGGAGCCACAACCUAAUUUCAUUAAUAAAGCGACCUACUCACCAAAAACAGUCGGCAAGACCUAGCUGCAACGAACUGUGUACUUUUUCGUCAAAUGCAGCAGCUCCAUAGCGUUGGUUGAAACAAUAAUAAUAGUCUAAAUCUGACUAUAUGUAGUUGUUAUUUGUAUGACAAUAAUUGUAAUAGAAGGAUAGAGCAUCAGCCUCUCGUCCUUGUGAGUGACAGACUAUUGCGAAUUCAAAUCCAAUCAAAUUACAAAGUGUACACUCAAUAAAGCAGCCAAGUGCCAGAGAGUGGAGGAGCAAGUUCAUAAUUGGAACUUAGUUUGAAUUGAAUAAGAUCCAACAAAUCCAACUCCAGACUCUCUCAGUGUCUCUUUCUAUUGGAGUCGCAGCCAUAAUUUCAUUGUUCUUCUGCGCCAACUUGGUCUUUGAGAUUCUUGAAGGAACAGAAGGAGAAAUGAGAAAUCAAGUUGAAGUUGAAGUGUGCAAAAGCAAUGAAUAAUGCGAGGUCCUUGUUUCACAAGUAGUGAAGCGUGGUAGUGGUCGUCUCCAACUUUGGAUAGUUUAUUAUUAUACCACCGGCUUGUUCCGUGUCCCAGUGUUGAGCACUUGAUUAAAAUGAAAAUGGUGGUGAGUGGAAAUGAACAACAAGAUUGUGUGGUGGGGAAGGAGAACAGGAGAACAAAGUGUGGAAAGUCGGGAGGAGGAUUAUUGUUUCCAAGGAGGAAGCAGAGGACAGAGGAAAAGACAUCCCAACAACACAAGAUGAUUUCGAGGAUGGCAAAGUUGGCCGCAAAAGGGAAACAAUGUCCUUUCAGCUUCCUUUUGCUCCUCACUCUCACAACCUGUGUCCCAGUUGUCUCCCCGAAAAUCCUGGAUCAUCAUGAAGUCGUGGCAGAUCAAGUGCAGGCUGUGUUGGGAAACAUUGCCGAACUGCCCUGUGAUUUAAAUGUAGCUUCCGGAGAUAAAAUCCGACUGGUGCUUUGGUCAAGAGAUACAUCCACGGUGAUUUACAGUUUGGACGCUCGGGAAAAACAGAUCGAGGAAGCUCAGCAUUGGUCAAAUGAACAGGCAUUAGGAGGACGUGCAUACUUUCGUUCGUCUGCUGACCCUCCGAGCUUAAUUAUUGAGAACGUGAAGGAAUCGGACGGGGGUUUGUAUAAAUGCAGGCUCGAUUAUAAACGAUCGCCCACUCUUUACCACAACGUCAACCUCACAAUCAUUAUUCCACCGAAACAAGUUGUUGUGGUUGAUGAGCGAGGAACAGAGAUGAACUCCAUGAUAAUUGGGCCGUACAAUGAAGGUUCCUCAUUGAGGCUGACAUGUGUCUCAACAGGAGGUUCACCCUUACCAAAGGUUAGCUGGUGGAGGGAGAAUGCUCUUUUGGACGACACGUGGGAGGUGUCUUCGGAGCAUGUAACUUCAACCGUGGUGUCAAAUACACUGACGAUCAGCCGUUUGCAGCGCAGCGACCUCAAUGCUAGAUUGACCUGCCAAGCUGCAAAUAGCAAUAUCAGCGUCCCUGUCUCAACCACAGUCACUCUGGACCUCAGUUUUCGUCCUUUGAAUGUGAAAAUUUUGGAUGGGAAACCAGCCCUGUCUGCAGAAAAGGAGUACACCCUCGACUGCCAAUCAACUGGAGCAAGGCCCCCAUCAGUGAUAACUUGGCUGAAAGGGAGCACGCGUCUCAAGCAUCACAAAGAAACUACGAGCUCUGAUGGGAACGUGACAACUAGCCGGCUGACAUUCAUCCCGACGAUGGAGGACAUGGGGAAAACCUUAAUAUGUCAAGCAGAAAACCCCCAGAUACCUGGGAGCACAAUUGAGGAUGGUUUCAAAAUGGAUAUUCAUUACGUCCCUCAAGUAACUCUGGAGCUGGGAAGCACUUUGAACUCGUCGUUUUUAAGAGAGAAUGCCGAUGUCUAUUUUGAGUGCAAUAUAAAAGCCACACCGUUUGUUCAGAGAGUAACUUGGAGGCAAAAUGCACGUCUUUUGCAUCAUAAUGCGUCUGCCGGUGUGAUAAUAAGCAACCAAUCUUUGGUACUCCAAUCAAUAACACGAAAAUCUGCAGGAUUAUACACUUGCAUAGGCACAAAUAAAGAGGGGGAUGGCACUUCAAACGCGGUAUCACUCAACGUGAAAUAUGCUCCAGUUUGUAAAGUUCAUCAGCAAACUAUUUACGGGAUAGCUAGACAGGAGCAGGCCAAAAUUCUUUGUGAAGUUGAUGCCAAUCCAGAUACAGACUUGCAUUUUCGAUGGAAAUUUAAUAACAGCGCUGAGAGUAUUGACAUCCAACAAUCCCAUUUUACGAUAGAGCGACUCCGUUCCACAUUGACUUACAAGCCUAUGACAGAGCUGGAUUACGGCACAGUUCUUUGUUGGGCAAGCCAUGAGUCAGUUGGGGCACAAAAGGUUCCUUGUGUUUAUCAUAUAAUUCCUGCCGGAAAACCCGAUGCCGUAUCCAACUGUUCAAUUUUAAACACAACGUUCGACUCAUUAUUUGUCUCGUGCGUGGAAGGGUUCAACGGUGGCCUGCAGCAAUUUUUCGUCAUUGAAAUUUGGGACAGGGAAUCUCGCCAGGUUCUUAGAAACUUGACAAAUCCACGACCUGUGUUCCAUGUCCGAACAUUAGAACCAGGGAGCACGUAUGUCAUCAGGAUAUACGCUGCCAACAAUAAAGGACGCAGUGAAACUCAAGUUUUACAAGCGUCUACUCUCAAAGCGGCUGAAAAGCAUACCAGUAUUAACGCUGAGGCAUCUUCUAUAAAACCCGCAUUCGGAUUCAAGAUGAUCCCAGUGCUCGCAGUUAUUGCUGCCAUCAUCGCGACUAUCAUUAUUGUAGCUGUAGUUAUUGUUCUCGUAAUUCGAAGUAAGGGGCAUGGAGGAGAAGAUAAGAGACUGCCUAAAAACAAUGCAGGGGGGUUCAAGUCCAAUCCAGACCAUGACAAUUCAGCUGUUCCUCUUAAGAAGUCAAUGGAUGACAUCUUGGAUCCCGAUGACAAAAAUCCUGACGUUGUCCCACAUGGUUCAGAGAUCGAUGGAAUGGAUCCAGACGAGAAGGUAUUUUUGGAAAGACUCAACAAUUCCAGUCGCUUCUAUGAAACCAUCCCACGAGCCGUCAGGACGGUAGCCGCCAACCGCCCUGACGCCAAUUCAUCAUCUGAAUUAGUCAAUAAUGUAAAGAAUCGUGUCCCCAGAACGGGACGAGAGGAGGUCACCUACGCCGAACUAUCCCUACCAAGCAGUCCAGCAUACCAUACUCAUGGGGCCCCGCUGAGACAGCAUCCAAUGUCUCAAGAACCUAUAAUCUACGCUCAAAUCGAUCCACUGUUAACUGCUCAGUGCAUUCCCGUUGGAGUUCAUGAGCAGCAAACACAAACCUUACCAAACUACCCUGUGAGCCACCCUCAUUCGUCUUCCGAGGUAGACCCUUCGAGAACACCUUUACUUUCCCCGAUCCACCAGAUUCCGCACAGAGAAAGCACGCAAGAAGAAUAUGUUCGAUGUAAUAUCCGACCUGAGAAUACACACGCAGUUUACUCCAACGGAAGUAAUAAUAUGAGAUUUUGAUGCGUCCGGUUCGAAGAACGAGUCGGAGUUCUGGGUGAAAGUGGAAACUACUAGAAGACGGACUACGCUACUUCUACAAUAAAAACUAUAAUGAUCGGUGCAAAAAUAUUUUAUACUGAAUAUAUAGCUUACAGUAAUUAAUUCUACCUUAUAUUCUAUUAAUAUGUGUAAAUACAUAUGUAUGUCAUGUCAGCUUUAACGUUUUUAAAACGCUCCAAAUAUAAAUAUUGGAAUCUUAUUGUGUUACAUUAUGGUGGUCUUUUUUAUAACGGAAUGAAGAUAAAGUUCUUGAUAGGGAUGUUAGAACAUAGUUUAUUUUUGCAAAUGCUAGUCUUUCAUAAUGUAAUUUGUAUCAUGUAAUUAUUAUUCGGCUUCUUUUUGGUAUACAUAAUUAUCAAACCGUAUCCGCUACUUGAUUGGUCAACUCAGCCACCAUCACUUUACACACAUUAGGAGAAGCUAUACAGAAGCCGGGUACACUACCAAAGACUAAUUUUUGUAGGAACCAUGUGAAACAUACACGGUUGUAAAAAAAACGUACCAUCAGCUAAUGGAUGGUACAAGUAAUUAGUAGAUUUUUGUUGUAAAUACGCAAGUUAUUUAUACUCAAUUUUCUAAAGGAACUAUAAAAUAUUCGUGUUAUUUAUUUGUUCAAAUUGUAUGGAAAUCUAAACUUGAAUUAUACUAGGUUACAUUUUUGUAAAAUUAAAUCUCAAUGUGUGUAAUUGUACCAUCUAGAUAUGUAUAAGUAUAUUAAAUAACUAACAAUAAGAAUAAAUAUAUCGGGACCUAGAUCAAUAGCUUUGAUGAUAAGUAUUAAAAACUGUGAAAUUCAAAUGAAUUUUCAGCUCAGAUAAUAAUAUCUUUGCUGUUACAUAUUAUUUAUAAGGUUACAGAAAACAAUAAACAUUCCUAUUUGAGUCA